Molecule: messenger RNA, 432 nt
Organism: Hibiscus syriacus
Lineage: Eukaryota; Viridiplantae; Streptophyta; Magnoliopsida; Malvales; Malvaceae
Product: ethylene-responsive transcription factor ERF070-like
Exons: 1
Coding region: 1-432 (143 amino acids)
Biological process (GO): regulation of DNA-templated transcription
Molecular function (GO): DNA binding; DNA-binding transcription factor activity
Source: RefSeq, a predicted model, not a curated record
AUGUCGUCGCCGCCGCAGCCCAACGGAAAACCCCAAUACCCGACUUCCCGGCGAAUUGUUCGAAUAAUCGUUGCGGACGCCGACGCUACCGAUUCUUCCAGCGACGACGAAGCGGUUUCUCCGAAGAAGACCCAGAAGCUACCUAAGAAAAAGCUUAUCAACGAAAUCACCAUCGGAGUUUCGGAGAAAGAGAACGACGUAAUUGAGGGGUCGAGCCAGGGAAAGGUGAAGAGGUACAUAGGGGUGAGACAAAGGCCGUGGGGAAGAUGGGCGGCGGAGAUUAGGGAUGGUCGGAGGAUGAGGCAUUGGUUGGGCACUUUCGAUACGGCGGAAGAAGCGGCCGUUGCUUAUGAUCAAGCGGCGUUGAAGCUGCGCGGACCUAACGCCCCUACUAACUUUAAGUUGCUUGAUUGCAAUGCUGUUCAGUCCUAA